This is a messenger RNA of Bubalus bubalis (water buffalo), 3475 nucleotides long. RefSeq names its product solute carrier family 2 member 4 (gene SLC2A4). Gene Ontology annotation, cellular component: membrane. The transcript is spliced from 11 exons. Lineage: Eukaryota; Metazoa; Chordata; Mammalia; Artiodactyla; Bovidae. Bases 238 to 1767 code for a protein of 509 amino acids. The record is from RefSeq and is a predicted model, not a curated record. Gene Ontology annotation, biological process: D-glucose transmembrane transport; cellular response to insulin stimulus.
GGCUGCGGGGGCUGCUCUUCGGGUCUUUUCCCCCCAGCCAAGCUUCGCCAGAUUCCCGGGAGCUGCUGUCUGGCUCCUGGGCUUGUGGCUGCGGAUCCCGCCAGACUCGCACUCCUCACAAAGCUCCGGGACCCCCAUCACCCCCGCGUUCUCCGCCCACCAGGCUGGGGUCGCAGACCCCCCAGUCGCCUCCCCCUCGUCUACUGCAGCUCCUGCGUCUCCAGUUCCUAAGACAAGAUGCCGUCGGGCUUCCAACAGAUCGGCUCUGAAGAUGGGGAGCCUCCUCGGCAGCGAGUCACUGGGACCUUGGUCCUUGCCGUAUUCUCCGCUGUUCUUGGCUCCCUGCAGUUUGGCUACAACAUUGGGGUCAUCAAUGCCCCCCAGAAGGUGAUUGAACAGAGCUACAAUGAGACCUGGCUGGGGAGGCAGGGGCCUGAGGGACCCGGCUCCAUCCCACCAGGCACACUCACCACCCUCUGGGCUCUCUCCGUGGCCAUCUUCUCUGUGGGUGGCAUGAUCUCAUCCUUCCUGAUUGGCAUCAUCUCUCAGUGGCUGGGAAGGAAGAGGGCCAUGCUGUUCAACAACGCCCUGGCAGUGCUGGGGGGCACCCUCAUGGGCCUGGCCAAGGCAGCUGCCUCCUACGAGAUGCUCAUUCUUGGACGGUUCUUCAUUGGCGCCUACUCAGGGCUGACGUCGGGGCUGGUACCCAUGUACGUGGGGGAGAUUGCCCCUACUCACCUGCGGGGCGCCCUGGGGACACUCAAUCAACUAGCCAUCGUCACUGGCAUCCUAAUCGCUCAGGUGCUAGGUUUGGAGUCCAUGCUGGGCACAGCCACCUUAUGGCCACUCCUCCUGGGCAUCACCGUGCUGCCUGCCCUCCUGCAGAUGGUCCUGCUGCCCCUCUGCCCAGAAAGCCCCCGCUACCUCUACAUCAUCCGGAACCUGGAGGGGCCUGCCAGAAAGAGUCUGAAGCGCCUGACGGGCUGGGCCGAUGUGUCUGAGGUAUUGGCUGAGCUGAAGGAGGAGAAGCGGAAGCUGGAGCGUGAGCGGCCCCUGUCCUUGCUCCAGCUCCUGGGCAGCCACACCCAUCGGCAGCCCCUCGUCAUCGCCAUUGUGCUGCAGCUGAGCCAGCAGCUGUCAGGCAUCAAUGCGGUUUUCUAUUAUUCAACCAGCAUCUUUGAGUCAGCGGGGGUAGAGAAACCAGCCUAUGCCACCAUUGGAGCCGGUGUGGUCAACACAGUCUUCACCUUAGUCUCGGUGUUCUUGGUGGAACGGGCUGGGCGCCGGACCCUCCAUCUCCUGGGCCUGGCAGGCAUGUGUGGCUGCGCCAUCUUGAUGACUGUGGCUCUGCUUCUGCUGGAGCGGGUUCCAGCCAUGAGCUAUGUCUCCAUUGUGGCCAUCUUUGGCUUCGUGGCCUUCUUUGAAAUUGGCCCUGGCCCCAUCCCCUGGUUCAUCGUGGCUGAGCUCUUCAGCCAGGGACCCCGCCCAGCGGCCAUGGCAGUGGCUGGGUUCUCCAACUGGACAUGCAACUUCAUCAUCGGCAUGGGUUUCCAGUAUGUGGCGGAUGCUAUGGGUCCCUACGUCUUUCUUCUAUUCGCGGUCCUCCUGCUUGGCUUCUUCAUCUUCACCUUCUUAAAAGUGCCUGAAACCCGUGGCAGGACGUUUGACCAGAUCUCAGCCGUUUUCCACCGGACACCUUCUCUUCUGGAGCAGGAAGUGAAACCCAGCACAGAACUGGAGUACUUAGGGCCAGAUGAGCAUGACUGAGGGUCACACAGGGGUGGGAGAGCCAGUUCUCUCCACUUGCCCAGAGACCCCCCUCCUUUCCUCUGCAGCACUUUAACCCUCUCUUCCCCAUUACUUCCAGGGCAGAGAAAACCCCUGCAGCCUGGUGGGAUUGGGAAGCUGGAGGGAAGGGUGGUCUGAGCACCCCCUUAUUCCCCUCGUGUGACUUCUUGGAUUAUUUGUGUUGUGGUUAGGCAGUGGCUGUGGGGUGGGUCAAUCUCCCCUCCAUCUCCUCCUUCUUCAGUAGCCAUCCCCACCCCUCCUCAGCUCCAGAAUACUUGUGCCCUGGCUAGUGAAGGGGGUUUACAGGGAGGAGAGACUCUAGGACUGACUUUCCAGUGGGGGUGAACCAAAGCCGAGAGCAGGACAGAAGCGAGAUCCAGUUCCUGCCACCUUGGACUCCUCCCCCUCUGGCACUUCCUCGGAAUUCUUGCCACAGACUCUGGGUGAAAGGGGAGGGGGGUCUGUCUGUCCCCUCCAGGGCAAAGGACACACCCCCUUCCCAAGAUCUAAUCUCACUUCUCACACAGCAGGCUCAGUCCUCUUGCUCAGCCUUCCAGGGUGAGAGGAACACGCAUCCAUCCAUGGGGAGAGGGACAGUGGGCUCCUCUCUAGACUCAGGGUUCUGGGCUCCACCCCCGCUGCUCCCCAAGGCUGCCAGGUGGGGGCCCCAGCUCUUCCCUCCUCUCCCAUCCUGGGAGGGUAUUAUACCCACAGGCUUUUGACCAACUAAGGGCAAGAGGGAUUUGAAAGGCUGCCUGUAAACACUGGGCUGGGAGGAGCCUUCAGAUAUUUUUGUAUAUGUUUGAAAAAGCAGGGGCAGGGAGAAGAAACUGAAGGUCUGUUGUACUAAAUGUAUAUAUAGAGAGAUCCGUAUAUAAAGUUACUGUAUGAGAUAUGCAUCCUGUCGUGUGGAGGCACUCCAAGACGGGCUGAGACCCAGGCCACAGCCUCCCCACCCCUGCCUCUUCUCCAUCCUGCCUCAGUUCCAGGCCACAGAAUCCUCUGGACUGGACGCUGUCACUCAUGCCUCCACUUAAGAUCUGGAAUCAUUGCCUUUGUUAACAGUAGUAAAGCCUCAGUAAGUUGAUGCUGCAGGUGCCAGACCCUGCUCUUGGCAGUUCAGGAAUCACUCAUUCUACCAGGGAGGCAACAGUCCCAUUUCACAGAUGGGAAAAGUCAGUGUCCCAGGGAUGAAGGCACUUCUGCAGAGCUGCACAGCUAGAACCGUGGGAACAAGGAUCCAAGAGUAGGCCCUGCCUACGAACCCCUCUCCCUCCUGCCACCGUCAACAGAGCAUUACCAGCAAGGCUCUGAAGAGAAAAGAGGCAGAGACCAAGACAACAGGAAAGCCCGUUUUUGUUUUUACUGGAGGCUCAGGUGGCACACGACAGUUCAUAAAAUGGCUUCAGAGGUAGGGGGAGCAGGGAAACAAAAAAUAAACUGGGAUGGGAAAGAAAAACAACCAGGAGGAGGGAAGAGCUGGCUGGUUCCUUCUCAGCCUGAUUUAGGGGAGGGAGUUGAUGCCUCUGAACAAUAAGGAUGGAUCCCUUCCUUCAACCCUUGGUAAGGGAGAAAGGAAAAAAAAAAAAAAAGCAAAAGGCUGUUGCUUUGGCCCUCCUGAGUCUCAAGGAAUGGGGGGAAAAGCCGGUGUUUUGAUGUCACAAAUUAUGGGAAAGAGGGGAGGGAG